UGUGUGAUUUUUUUCAAUGGACAUAGAGUUAGCAAAGUGUGAAUGUUGUGGACUAAAAGAAGAUUGUACACAAGACUACAUUAGUCAAGUUAAAGAAAAUUUUGAUGGAAAAUGGCUAUGUGGACUUUGUUCAGAAGCAGUUAGAGAUGAAGUUAACAGAGGAAAACAACAAUUUCUUUGUAUGGAAGAUGCUGUUAAAGCACAUAUGUCAUUUUGUAGAAAAUAUAAAUCAAAUCCAGCAAUUAAAGUAGCUGAUGGAAUGAGACAAAUGUUAAGAAGAAGGUCUGAUUUAACAUCAUCAUCAUCAAAUUCAUCUAAUUCCAAGAAGUAUUCAAGAUCAACAAGUUCUAUCUCCUAUUAUUAAUUACGUU
This is a messenger RNA of Solanum verrucosum, 371 nucleotides long. RefSeq lists its product as uncharacterized. Bases 17 to 364 code for a protein of 115 amino acids. The transcript has a single exon. The record is from RefSeq and is a predicted model, not a curated record. Lineage: Eukaryota; Viridiplantae; Streptophyta; Magnoliopsida; Solanales; Solanaceae.